This is a messenger RNA of Schistocerca gregaria, 10013 nucleotides long. RefSeq lists its product as uncharacterized. Gene Ontology annotation, cellular component: cytosol. Bases 1597 to 4662 code for a protein of 1021 amino acids. The record is from RefSeq and is a predicted model, not a curated record. Gene Ontology annotation, biological process: cell migration; regulation of cell shape; cortical actin cytoskeleton organization. Gene Ontology annotation, molecular function: small GTPase binding; actin filament binding. NCBI's taxonomy places the organism in Eukaryota, Metazoa, Arthropoda, Insecta, Orthoptera, Acrididae. The transcript is spliced from 9 exons.
AGUAGGCCGCGGCGGCUGCCCGCGACAGCACGCACCACGGCGGCAGCCUCUAGCGCUCUCCAGCCAGCCCACGCUAGGCGGCCCGCGACGCGACGCGAUACGGAGGGCACCUACACCGGCGCCAGCAGGCACUGCCAGUGCUCCACCGGCCCCUCGCCUGGCCAUCAGUGAUCAAGAGGACGCGUCGACAUUGUCGCCCAGGACGUCUAACCCUCUACAAUCACAUUACACACGUCGCAGGUGGAACAUGCAGUCAAGUUCUUGCCUGUUUAAAAGUCACUUGUGUGUUCCACAUGACUCUCGACGCGGGGGGAAGUACUUUGCCAUUCUACACUAUCACUUAAUUAAAUUCCCAUUUACGUGACUCAAUCGAGCCGAACUUUCACUUCCAGUAAACGGAUCUUCCGCGUUUCGUAAAUCGACGCGUUAAGGUAUGUGCCGUACAAGGAGUGUCUAACGAGUCAAGUGCAACAGUAGAGCGUUGUCAUCGAGACGUUAUCAGUUUACAACUGGAUUACUCUAUUCUGCCGUUCAGCCAGCACGUGGGCACAAUAAACGCGCAAGUGACUGCCUAUACAACAGUCGGUAGCGGUACAUACAGUAUCCCAGUUACACAUGAUGCAGCAGGAAGUGCUCCGACAUCCUGCGCCACCACAUAAAAAUAAUAACAGCAAUAACGUCGCGGCUGAUGGAGUGAAUUUCGUGGAAUUAGAGCUCUAGCUUUUUUUUCCUGGUUUCACAGAACCGACGUGUUGACAUUGUGAGCCUAGUUAGCUCAGACCUCACCACACACGACGUGGUAGAAGCGACGCUACAGUCAAGAAUACGACGCACCAUUUUAUUAGCAAAACACAAUUUCGUUCGUGCUGCUAAUGCUGCGAUUAUUUUCAGUGCGUUAGUAACUUACCCAUCGUUUCUCUGCUCGUUGUUGUGAAAGUGCCUAACAGUGCUGUAUUCGACCCUCACUGCGUCGAUCUACUUUAGGUAUGAUUGGCCGAGAGUCUUGCGAUAAAGACACCCCUUAAUGAUCACACAUUUGUGUUUUGUAAAAUACACGUGGCUGUAAGAUUAGCGUCGUGUGAUGGUCUACAAACGUGAGUGAGAGGAGAAAGGGAAGUGGGCUGAAUCAGCUACAUCAGACAGGUACAAUAUGACCCCAGUUUUAUAAUAUAUUCGCUGUCUCAAAGGUCUGCUCUGCGUCUAGACUAGGACACCUGGCUGCGCCGGAUGAUGGACGCUGACAGUUCCACACUGUGUGCAUCCGUCGUGCUUUGACAGUGCUGACAGAUAGCAAAACUCGUGUGAAUGCGGCGGUGGUUAUGUGGCAGUGUAACUGCGAAAGCUAAACACACCUCUCAAACGUGACUACUAUUAGUGCCGUGUUCUGCACACAGUUCAGGCAGACAACUUCGUGAGACGUCCCUAAUACUCCACGUGGACGUUAAUAGUGACGUUUAAGUGCCUGCGAGGGCGGUGUGGUUGAGUGUGUGUCACCAGAGGGCGUCGCUGAUGCCUCACUUGGCCGGGGAGCGCGGCCGCGCAGUGCGACAAGUGAAGUGCUGAGCUGCGCCCCGCCAAGUGGACGGGAGGUCCGCCAUGGGCAACGCGUCGAGCGCCGGAGCCGGCGUGGGCGGGAGUCGAAGCACAGACCCGCGGCCGCUCAUCUUCCUGUUGUGGCUGCUGCAUCGGUACUGGGGGCACAGUGACGCGCGCUCGCCCAGGGAGUUCCGCGCCCAGGCGGCGGCGGCGCGCCGGCGCGCGCAGCGGCCCACCACGUGGGAGCGGCCGUCGCGCUUCGCCGUGUCGCGGCUGGCGAGCUGCGCGCAGCAGCGCCGCCAGCGGUCCGCCAGCUUCUCCGACUGUGGCGGCAGCUGCUGCGAGGACGUCAUCUCCGUCUCCUCCUUCUGCGAGCUGUCGCCGAGGUCAGAGAUGGCGCCAAACUCUGAGGAGGAUGGCUCGCGACUUUCCACUGUUCAAGAUGCCGGCUGGAGCCUCGAGGAAGCCAACAAGGAGCAGCUGCGGCCGCCGGUGUACAACCCGGAGGACUACGCAGCGGCGCUGCGCAAGUGGGGGCGCCGUGGCGCGGGGGCCGCUGCGGCCGCCGUGCCUGGCGUCGCGGCGCUGGCGGCGGACGGGGGUUCCCCGCGCGACCACCACCGCCGGCACGGCCACGGCCACACGACCUCGCAGCACCAGCACCAGCAGCAGCCGCCGCAGCAGCAGCCCGAGAUGAGUCUGCGCCAGUUCAGCAGCGCCUCGGAGCUGCUGGCCAAGCUCAGGGCCGACCUCCGGCUCGCAUACCCUAGCUUCGUGCAGGAGUUCAUCGGCGACCCGCUGGACGGCGUGACGCUACUUCUGGAGCUGCUGCGCGCCGUGCAGCAGCCGGCGCCGGGGCAGGGCGGCGGCGCGGGGGCGGGUGGCGGGGGCGGCGGGGGCGGCGCCGGCGGCGGGCGGCGCGCGCUGCUUGACGAGCUGGCGUGCCUGCAGUGCCUGCACGCGUGCCUGCGGCUGCCCGACGCCGCGCGCCGCCUCGCCAGGUCGCCCGCCGGCCUCUACACGCUCGCCGUCUGCGUCAUGAGCAACGCCACCAAGUCCAGGGUCAUCGCGCUGCAGCUGCUGACGCGCGCGUGCGAGCCGCCGGGCUGCGGCCACGCGGCCGUGUCCGAGGCGCUGUCGACGCUGCGGCUGCGGCUGGCGGAGCCGGUGCGCUUCCGCCUGCUGGCGGGGAUGCUGGGCAGCGCCGGCGGCUGCCCCGACCUGCCCGCCGCCGGCCUGCGCUUCCUCAACACCCUGCUGGAGACGGCGCCCGGCGAGCAGGCGCGCCUCUACCUGCUUGCCGAGCUGCGCCAGGCCGGCUUCCAGCCGCACGCGCUCGCCCAGGUGCUGCCCGCGGGCUCGGCAGCGGCGCAGCAGCUGCAGGCGGAGCUGUCGCGCUGGCAGCGCAACCAGGUGGACGUGGCGCAGCUGCGCGCCCGGGCCGCCGCCGCAGAGGCAGAGUCGCGCGCUCUGCGCGAGCAGGUCGCCAUCCUCGAGCAGCGGGUACAGAUUCUGCAAGAGGAGAAAGGCGUGCUCGUGUCACUGGAGAGGUGCCUGAAAGACCGCUGUUCGGAACUGGAGGCGACAGUUAAGAGGCAGCAGCAGCAGCAGCAACAUCAACAGCAGCGCCAGCAGCAGAAACAGACGGACGCGGGGGGCGGCGGCUCGACUCCCGCCGAGGACGAGGGCAUCAGCUCCUCCGACCAGGAGCACUCGCUGGAGGAGCGCGAGCCCAUGGUGUACGAGCUGUUCCACGUGCACAACGACACCAUCCUCAUGCAGGAGACCAGCGUCGACGACGGCCCCGAGCCCGGCGAAGCCGAGGGCUGCGUCGUCGGUGGCGGCGCCGGCGUAGUCGGAGGCGGAGCCGCGGCCGACGAGGACGAAGAGACGACCAUCGACGAGGUGAUCGAGGAGCUGCGCAACAUCAUCAACGACGCGGAGACGGAGGCGUACGCGGCCGAGGCGGCGGCGGUAGCGAAAGCGGGCAAGCGCAAGGAGGAGCCGCUGGUGAUCGCGGAGGAGAGGCCGGCCGCCGUCGGCUUCACGGUGCGCAUCCAGGCGCUGGAGCGCGAGGCGGAGAUCGUGCCGGCCCGCCUGCUGCCGCAGCCGCCGCGCCGCGCCCGCAGCCUGGUGCAGCUGGCGCCGCGCGCGCACGCGCACUACGUCUCCUCCAGCGCCGCCAAGAGCGCCUCCUUCUUCUUCGACGACGAGGACGACGACGAGGAGUCGCCCGUGCACUCCAGCGAGGAGGAGGACUCCGACUCCCUGCUCAGCAGCGCCGCCAGGGACCACUGCGGCACAAAGAAGUGGACAGUGAGGGAGGCGAAGUCCACGGCGGCGCUGAGGCUGAAGCUGGCGGGCGCGCCGGCCGGCGAGCGUGGCGGCGGCCGGCCGGUGCGGCGCAGCGAGUCCUUCCACCAGGUGCUGGCCGGCGACCCCGAGCGCCGGCAGCGGCUGCAGGGCCGCUGCGGCAGCUUCGACGGCCUCUUCUGCGUCACCGACUCGCCGCGCAGCCGGCCGCGCUCGCCGCCCUCCUCCACCGCCGUGGUGCCCACGCUGGCGCGCAACCGCCACCACUCCAAGAGCCUCGACUGCAUCGACGAGGGCCUGCACGCUCUCGUCGACGUGGUCGUCGCGUCGACGGCCGCCACCGCCGCCACCAGCGUGUCCGUGUCUGCGGCGGCGGCGGCCGCGGCGCAGGACCGGCGCAGCAGCGGCCGCGGCUCCACCACCGACGAGUGGAGCCUCGAGUGGGACAAGAACUACCUGGCGGCGGCCGGCGCCGGAUCGCCCGCGCUGGCCGCGUCGCCGCCCCCGCCGCCCGUCGCCAUCGUGCCCGUGUCGCGCUUCCCGGCCGCCGCCAAGCGCUACCCGCCCGACGGCGCCAGCAAGCCGCCCGUCUACCUGCCCGCCGCCACGCGCAAGAACUCCUUCGACGCGCCCUUCCUGGUGCGCGGCGGGCACGGCAACGCGGGCCUCUACUCGGGCCGGCAGGCGCUCUCCAGGGAAGCCAUCGCCAAGCACAGCGCCCGGGCCCGCAGCGCCUCUUCCGCCGGGGCCACGCCGGGCCGCAAGGUGUCCGUCAGCGUCAAGGUCACCGACCUGCCCUCCGGACUCUACUAGGGCAUACGGAAACACAGACUUCAGCAUCACCUGUGCGUCAUUUGUUUCUGCAUCUCGAUUUUUGUUUUUCUACCAGAGUAUUGCUGUUUUCCACCUGCCGCAGAGAAUAAGUCUUUUCCCACACGAGUUGACUAGCUCGCCCGCUUCUAUCUCGCCUUCACAAAUCGUGCCCGAGAUAAUCACCAGCAGGGACAAUCUAUAAGGAUAAGUCAAAAAGUAUCUGUGUUUAUCUAUGCCAGUCACGAUUUCAUUUAUUUCUAGUACGACGUGUUUCGGUAAAUGAUUCUUCUUUGCGAGUGCCUUUUUUUGCAUUUGGCAAAGGCCUUGCCGCAGUGGCUACACCGGUUCUCGUGAGAUCACCGAAGCUAAGCGCUGUCGGGCGUGGUCGGCACUUCGAUGGGUGACCAUCCGGGCCGCCAUGCGCUGUUGCCACUUUUCGGGGUGCACUCAGCCUCGUGAUGACAAUUGAGCAGCUACUCGAACGAAUAGUAGCGGCUUCGGUCAAGAAUACCAUCUUACGACCGGGAGAGCGGUGUGCUGACCUCACGCCCCUCCUAUCCGCAUCCUCCACUAAGGAUGACAUGGCGGUCGGAUGAUCCCGGUAGGCCACUCGUGCCCUGAAGACGAAGUGCUUCUUUUGCAUUUACACAUAACAUUUUCGAUGUGCGGCAUUCUGCAUUAUUCUGUUGCCGUUACUGUAAUACAUGAGUAUAAACACGUGCUUUUUGUAAUUAGUGGUGGAUAUUUAUAUACAGGCGAAUUUGCAAAAAGAAUUUUUCGAUUGCAGUUUGCUUUUACUUAUUUCAGAAACAAACAUAUUGUUUUUACAGUCACAGGCUUUACUACAGUUUACAGUGGCAAAAAAAAGAACAAAAUUUACCUCUACAACAUUUUUAGUUCAUUAUAAAAUCACAAAAUUUACAAUGGCAAAAUUUUUCAACGUAGUCACCCUGCUUUUCAUUGCCCUCAGUCCUUUGUAGCACAAACUAACUCCUUCAGAAGUUUUUUUUCCUUGAGGACGGCUUCCCUUACCUCUUCAUCACAAGUGGGUCUACAUGCUCUUAAACCACCUUCACCAAAAAAUGUUAAGAGGGCAGGACGAAAUUAGGAAUGUGUGCAGGAUGCUCCAAGCUUCAAAAUGCAUAUUCUGAGAGUUCGUAUGAGCAGUGAUAUGUGUACAUGCAUCAUCGUGCAAAACAAUAACAGAAUUUGACAAUAAAUCUUGGUGUUUGGUUAAAAUGGCAGGCUUCAACUCAUUGCAGAGCAUGUGACUGUAACGUUCACUGAUUACUGUCAAUCCCUUUUCUAGGUAAAGUUGCAAUGUGUCAAUAAACAAUGAACACGACUUUUCUAGCAGAAAGUUUACUCCUGAAUUUGUUUUUGGUUGGAGAUCCGUUCCAUCUUCCUGCAUUUGUUGUCGGGUUCAAAGUCUUUACUGCCAGUGGAGAUUCAUUUCAAAAGAAUUUCACUUUCGUUAGCAACAUUCUUUAGUGGCUGCACUUGGGUUCUUUAUGGAUUUGUUUUUGGAUCUAUUUUGCACAAACUUUAUGAAAGUUGACCCUGUUAUGAAUGAUGUCUCGUACAGAACUAUAACUAAUGUGUAGUUGAUUUGCCACUUCACCGACAGCCACAUGUAGGUUAUUCAAAAUCAGGUCACAGACUUGCUCAGUAUUGCCAUUAGUAGUUGAUGUGAAUGGACAUCCUGCACUUUACCUGUUCUUCAUCCUCACUUGGCCACUUCUGAAUUAUUGAAUAUACUUGUAAUCAAUUUGCCAAUCUAAAACAUCACCCCCAUAUUGUCCUGAAACUGUUCUAGGGUUUUAAGAUCCUGGUAUACUUUCAGAAAAAAAUUAUUGUGGGACCUUUUCCCUAACUGAUGCAAAUGGAGAGUAGUGAGGCCAUGUUUAUUUUCAAGAGAGCAAAGCAAACUAAUGUGACAAUACAGAAACCUUCCACAAACAAAGUGAAUGGUGGCAUCUAGUGGCUGGCAAUUGCACUAAGCCAUACUGCAAACCAAAAGACAAUUACAACGAACAUGCAGAUACUUAAUGACUCAUCCUAGUAGAUAUUCAUGUAUUAUCAGACACAGCUAACUCAAAAAUCAAAAUCAAAGCUGUCCUCCAUCCAACGGGUGGUCUAAUACUGCAAUGCUCUUUUAGGCAUAGUCCUGUUGGAAGUAGUACAUGCUUGUUGUCCUCUGACCUCUGGAAAUGUCUUAUGCAGUCAGUUAUAGGUGAAUGUGCAGUUUAAUGUGGACUGUGUGCCAUGUUGCAACUUGACAUUUUUUCCCAUUACAAAUUACUUUUGGAGUUGAAAUAAAUUCUAAGAGGCCUGUCACAAUGCUUUGUACAUGUGAAGAAGCAGAUUUGUAUUAUGUGCCAAAAUCCAUAUCAAACUGCACAUCCAUAAAUAAAUUAUGUAUAGUGAGACAGUUCUUGUAUCAGAUGAAGUCUAGGUUAUAUUAGCUCCAGCAGGUCAAUUCUAACUACAUCACUGUGGCAUUCAAUCCAAUCUUUGAAUUGGUGACCACUUCUUUUGUACAGAUAAUAAGCUGUACCUAAAUAAAUUGGAACACUGAAAAUAUGAACCAAUGACUACUCAGAAUUAGUUUAAAAGAAAAUGUCUGAAAUGUUGCACUGAAAACACAAUCAACUUUUGUGUGAAUCAUUUAUUUCCCAAAAUGAAAAACAGAAAAUAUCAUUUUCACCUGCAGAAGGAAUCUUUUUCAACUGGACUCAAAUAUAGAUUUUUAAGUUAGUAUUUAGUGAUUUGUGCAAUAUAUUUAUAUCCAGCUGUUUGAUGUCUGUAGGACCAGCAAACACAUGCAUUUAUUCACAAACAACUACUUAUCAUCUUCAUUGCAAGUGUGAUAAUAUUGCAUUGUCAUUCCUAUGUUAUGUCCCAUGUAAAAAUUUCAUUAUGCCCCUCUGUUUCCUUAUUCUUCUGUGUAAACAACACCAUGCAUGGAAAUCUAUGCUUUCUGUUGCUAUGUAGAUCCUUCCACAACUUGUGCAUCCUAGGUACUCUAUCACUGCACUUGACUUAUAGUCCAAACUGUUUGCCAGUUUGUAUUUUGAACAUUUGUUCCUGGAAAAUCUUCCAACUUUGCAUGUAUUAUUAUUCCUGCAGUAUCUACCUAUCAAUUACUGUACAGAUGAGUGUCACGUCAAUUUUGUGCUGUAUCCUCUAACAGACUAAAUUGAUUCACAGCCAAUAAAUAAUACUGAUGUGAAGAUCACAUAAUGCUUAAACUUUCUGCCUGGUAUGCCUUCUGAACUUCCUCUUCCUAGCUUAGUUCACAUAAGUGACUGAGACACCCUUGUUCUUCUCCUAAUGCAGUAUGAAUAUUAAAAUUAUUCUUGAUGAUAAAUACAGAUGUUAUAGAGCUACAAUAAUAACAGCCACAUUAGCACUAUGGAAGAAUAAGUAAUGUGUAGUCAUUGUUGUAGAUAGGACAGUUUACAUUUUUUUGAAUGAAGAAGCAAUGUAGACCUACUGCAGUUAAAGCAGAAGAAGAAACCGUUGUUUAUAUAUUUGAUCUGUUGAUUUACAGAAACAAUCUUCUCUUUCAGAAGAAGAAAUACUGAUUUCCUAACAUUUUACAAAGUGAAUUGUGCAAUAUAUUUAUACAUUAAAUAUAUAGUGUUUAUAGUGAACUGCUGGAAUUUUUGUAUAAUUACCACACCUUUUAAUAACGUUUUUGGGGAAUUAUGUUAUUUUGAUGAGAACCUGACCAUGAAGUACAUUAGGCAUCUUUUCAAAGAACCUUCACUUAACACAAUAUCACAAAUAAAAAGAAUGUGUACCUGCUUGUGUAAAGAUAUUUCCAUGACAUUAACAUUUUCUGACAAAAAAUCUGAAAUUUCUGAAAUAAGGAAAAAAUAUUUUGUACAUCUUAAAUAUAUGAAACCAUGUAUAAGUACAUAUUGGAUGCAGACUCAUAGCAUUUUUUAAAACAUAUGACACCAUCUUAAAACUGUAUUCUUAUUUUAUAAUUUUUAAGUGAUUUUCUGUUAAUUUUCUGCCCUACCAAGUUAAUUAUCCCUUGAUUUUCAGCUUAUUUUCUUAUCCUGUCAUGUAUUGCUUUCCAUAUUUUCUCUAUUUCAUUUCUUAUGUAAAUUUGUUCUGUAAUAUGUCAUUGCUACCUAAGUAGUCCAUCUUGUACAUCUGUUGCAAAUUACUCUUUCCCAAAAUUAUGAUACAAUGAAUGACCUCACCCCUCAACAUGUUGUUAACAUGGAAAUAGUUUCGUCUUCCUAUCUCUCCAGAGAGAACCAAAUUGAGUUCCAAAAAAACUGUGAGCAAAUAGUAGUCUGAAACUGACACUGCAAACUCCUGCACAAUGAAAUGAAUAAUUACUGAAAAUUGUAAAAAUUGGAAGCACAAGAAUUUAAAUAAAAAUUUAAUUAGAUAAGAAAGUCACUUCACAAAUAUGCACUGCACAGUAAAAAUAAAGGAGUGCGUAGGAACAGUUUGUUCAUAUGUAUGUGUCAGAAAAUCACAGUUACUUCAUCAUAGUACUGAAUGGGUACUUUUUUUCGCUUGUUUUCCAGUAAAGACUUAUUUAGACUGUACUCAAAUUUCUAAGUCCAGAAAAAAAUGUUCACAUCAUGGGUACUAACAUUGUUUUCACAAGUGAAAUAUUUAAAUAAUUCAUCUAACAUAUAAAUAAAUAUUUCUGUUCCUCUUUAAUUUUUUUACAUUUUUUUAUAUUUUGUACUGUGUACAAACUUCACAGCAAGCUGAAAAUUUUAUAUAAUUGCUUCAUUUGAUGUGAGACAUUAUUUUUUCUUUUGUUAAUAUUUGUAUGGCAGUUUUUUGGCAGUUUUCCAUUACUGAGUAAUUCUGCCCCAGCAAAGAAUUUUAGUUAAAAUGCAGACCUGUUAUAAGAUAAAAUGUAAGCAGGUAAUUAUAAUUACACAAGUAUCAGUUUAAUGGAUUUUGUAAAUUUUUGAAGAGAUGCCAACAUGGUCAGCUGUCUGGGAUCUUCUUUAUCAUUCCAUACUUGAUGCAACUAUAUUAAGAAAUAACUUAAUGUUCAUACACUGGCACUGCAUGUUUUGCUUCACAACAGAAGCAAAAUUACUGGCAUCUGCUGUUUGAAAUCAAUAAAAUAUUACCGCAGCUGAUAUGGUUCUGCAUGUUAUCAGAAUCAUACACAGUCAAAUUUAGAGUUUAGUAACACAUUUGCUUUACUGGUGCAAAUUUAUCUUUCAGACACUGUAAUUAGUCAUUUUUAUUUGUACAUAGUCUAUGAAACAGUGUGAUCUCAGAUUACAUUUUAACAUGAUUUAGUUCUUUUGUAAUGUGUCACAUUUUCAAGAAAAAUAAAGGAAAAUUGGAAGUAAGAA